AUGGGUUGCUCUACGUCAAUUGAGACAGUCCCUUUGGCAUUCAAUGAUUUUCAAUAGCUUAAUGUAGGAACCUAAUCAAUCGAGUUAACUCAAUUGUUCUUGGUUGCAAACAAUUUAGUAAACGAAGUCUAAAAACUAUAUAAAGUAGUUGAAGGAAAUAGACUCAUUUUAUUACGCUUAACUAAAGUAAAAUUUUGGAAUAAUAUGUUAUUAGGUGUCUCUAACAGCUGAUUAGAACUUGAUGGAUGCAUUUUGUUUUUGGGCUAAGUAUGUUUCUAUUUGUAACCUGGGGUAGGGAUGCUAAAAUGGAGUAUAUUUUAAAUUUGAAAAUGAUAGUACUAUUAAUAAAAUCAAUUGGUAGGGAAGUAAUUCAACUAUAAUUUGGGCUUAAGUGGCGAUUUCAAAUUGCAGUGGUUUGGGGAAGUUCUAAACAAUUAUUUCAAAGGACUUGAAGCAAUUAAAAGAGUGAUUCCAAACAUUAUUGAGCAGUUUAAGGUUGUUUUGGAUAAAAUUACUAGCAUCACAGCCAAAUUUAAGGUAAAGUCUCAAACAUCUAAACAUAAUAUAAGUCUAUUAAAAUUCAAUAUCAAUUUCAUAAAAAUAAUCAACAUAAAGAUAAUCAAGUAUAAUUAAGAAGUAGAUGUACUUAAAAAUGAAUGUGAAUAAAUGGCAAUUAAUUCAGAUGAAUAAGGAAUGAAGCUAUAUAAAAAAUAUGGAGUGCAAAAAUUGGUAAAUAAUGAGAAAUAUUGCUUGAAAACAAAAAUCAAUGUCAUAAUUGAAUAAUGCUAUCAAGGUCAAAUGAGAACAGAAAUAGAAUAGGUAAUAUAAAAUAGAGAAAAAGCUAAAAGGAAAUUGAAGAAGCCUGCAUGGACAUUUGGUGAUGAUAUUGGUAUUGGGGUUAAGAAGUUUCCUUUCAGAAUUAGAUGGACAGGAUGCGAAUGUGUUGAUCAUUCUUUUUUUAUCAUUUCCAAUUAUUUAGAAAAUCACAGUAAACAUUUGACACUGCUGAGAAAAUUAUCAGUAAUUUUAAGAUACUUGACUCAGGCAUUUAAAACCGAUGAAGAUACAUUGACAAGAGCUUGGUCAAUAUUUUGUUGUUAUUUAAAUGAAAAGGAAAAAGCAAUUAUUUAAGACAAAGGAUCUAUAUUAGAAGGAAUUAAAAGUCUUAAACUUAAAGAUUAGAAUGCUGAAAAAUGUAGAAUCUAUUUUAUUUAGUAUAUUGAUUAAUUUGACAAUGAAUUAAUAGCAAAAUUAUAAUAAUAAUGGGAGAAUUAUCAAGAAGGAUAAUCUAAAGUAUUACUCCUAUGGGCAAACAAUCAAAUUUUUAAUACUACUGAAUUUGAAUAACUUGAUAUUCAUGAUAAAUAUUACGCAUUAACAAGUAUGGCCAAAAAUAUAUACGCGCUUUAACGCUAUUUUCCAAUUGCUACUAAAAUUUACAAUACAGGUAUUUUACAACUUAUUUAGAUUUUAGUUUAUUAAAAAAAAUUAACUAAGGGAAAAGAUUUUCUCAUAUAAAUGUAGCCUAUAUACAUAGCUUCAGGAAUGAUAUCACUGCCCUUUGAUUAAUUAUACACUAUAAAUAAAUUAGAAAAAGAAGCUACAUAAGCGAAGAAGAAGGAGAUUAAGUUCAAAUAUGCUUAUGAAAAAUUUUUAUAGAAAAUUUGA
Molecule: messenger RNA, 1668 nt
Organism: Paramecium octaurelia
Lineage: Eukaryota; Ciliophora; Oligohymenophorea; Peniculida; Parameciidae
Source: the annotation of a GenBank genome assembly